This is a messenger RNA of Pichia kudriavzevii, 981 nucleotides long. RefSeq lists its product as uncharacterized. Lineage: Eukaryota; Fungi; Ascomycota; Pichiomycetes; Pichiales; Pichiaceae. Bases 1 to 981 code for a protein of 326 amino acids. The transcript has a single exon. The record is from RefSeq and is a predicted model, not a curated record.
AUGUCGCCGGAGGGUAACCGGAGAAGGAGAAGUUUACGUUCCAAAAGCGUGUUGUCCAAUGGAGCCUGUGGGAAAAAUGGAGUUCAUGGGCUUGUUGGCUUGGAGAUGACGGCAUUAAGAAAAUCAUUUAAUGGUGGGACCAAGUAUGAUUUUGACAAGUUCAUAGCAGAUUCCAUCCCAGAGCAAUACGCAAUUAAAGUGUUAAAUGACGAGAAGGAGUUGGAUGAGUAUCUGGAUUGCAGGGAGUUGAGGGAAUACAAUCAAAAAGGGGCAGACUUCUCCUUCAAAGAGAUGGCCGAACAACUGAAGGGGAAGUUCCAAACCAAUUUGGUUGAGCAUCCACGGGAUAAACCAUUAGUGAAAAUAUACAAAGUAUCAGACUCUGAUGCUUUAGAUGACAGCCUAUAUAGUGUAACAAACGAAAAAUUGGCGAAGCGAGAGAAACGCUACAUGGCUGCAGAUAAGGUUCGGUUGUUGACAGAAGUCGAUGACUGUAUUGAAGUACUGUCUUUACUGGGGAUAGACAUCAGAAAGGGUAAUAUGAAGAGUGUCCUCAGCUCAUAUAUAGUUGAAGAUAAUGAGCUUAGUGAUGAACAGCUAUUCAGGCUGAGCCAUUUAUUGGGUACUAUUACAAAAAUAAAUGAUCCAUUAGACACGCAUGAGAUGAUACUCAAAUAUAGACUCACUGUACGAGAGAUUCGUUCAUUUUUGCUGAGGUAUAUAAAGAUCAAAACAUUGGAGACAUUACUGAAAAAAGAGAUGAAUUACCUAGGAACAACGGAGCUCUACUCUGAGCCAACUACAGAACAGGAUAUCGAGGCUCUUAAGGAGAAACGUUUAAGAUAUCGAGACCAGCGGAUAGGGAAGGUUGUUAAAGUCAAAUUCAAGGAGGGUGUAGAGCUUAAUAUUGAUCCAAUUUCCUCUCCCACAGUGUCAGUUCGAGACACAAAGAAACCCAGGUGGGAGAUGAAGCACACAUAA